Rotaria sp. Silwood2 is the source of this 391-nucleotide messenger RNA. Lineage: Eukaryota; Metazoa; Rotifera; Eurotatoria; Philodinida; Philodinidae. The record is from the annotation of a GenBank genome assembly.
UGGUUUGAAAUCUUUUAUGACCACGUCUACAUGCUUUUAAUCUGCAGUCGCGUUCAGAUGCGCUUGAAAAUAUUCUUUAGUUGCGUAUGGACGCGAUUCUAAAUGAAAACGCGUUUGUACGCGGUGAAAAUCGAUUUUCACCGCGUCUGAACGCGGUUUACAGCAAAACCACGGUUGCGCGCGUAUAUUCUGCGUCUGGUGUUUACAUGGGACUCGCUUGUGCUUAAUUGUGAAUCAGAUGGUGUACAUUCUUUUUUUUUCUUUAAAAUAGAUAGAUGAAACAUUAAUAUCUGCACCAGCAAUGGCGAUAGUUUCAUUGUUUGCUGUUGAAGAAGGUAUUACAAUUUGGGUAGUUGUUCUAGGUGGUAUUCAUAGUCAAAAACAAUCAUAA